Molecule: messenger RNA, 1804 nt
Organism: Zootermopsis nevadensis
Lineage: Eukaryota; Metazoa; Arthropoda; Insecta; Blattodea; Termopsidae
Gene: OXA1L
Product: OXA1L mitochondrial inner membrane protein
Biological process (GO): protein insertion into mitochondrial inner membrane from matrix
Cellular component (GO): mitochondrial inner membrane
Molecular function (GO): membrane insertase activity
Source: RefSeq, a predicted model, not a curated record
AAAUACUUUUAUAACAAGAAAUUUACCGAUUCAGUUUUGGAUCAUCUAUGGUUGCAUGGAAUACAAUCCGAAAGCCGUAAUCCUCAUACAAGAGCACGCAUGUGGUAAGGGGAACGAAAAAUGGCGACGGCGGUAGUUAAAUGUCGCACUGCUGUGAUAGUAAGAUUUAAAAAUAUUACUGGUGUUCUGGGUUACCUGAAGUGUGAUGGCAUUGUUAAGUCUGAGCCCAUAAGAUACCAUCAUGUCGCCUCAGAUACUUGGAGAAACUGUGUUAGACGAAUGCAGUAUAGGAAAAGUUUCAUCACAUGCAGUAGAGGCAAUCAGAGAGGCUUACUAGGAAUUGCAGUUGCACGGUCAGUUAGCACAGUGGUAGCCCAUGAUGACCACGGUCACAUUUCAAAGUUUUCUGAAAGCGAUGGCUCUACUGUGAAGUCAGUAGUAAGUGAAGGCCCCAGAUCAAGUCUUGUACCAGCUGAAGGUACUACCUCAAGUUCUGUAGUAGGGGAGAUAGUUCCUCCUGCACCUUCGCUAGAACAGGUACGAGUACCGCCUGAAGUUGUAGCCAGUGAAACAGUGGCUCCACUGGGUAACAUACCAGACCCACCUACUGUACCACUGGAAGUAGAAUUAGCUGAGACUUUGCCAUUAUCAGGGGAACCGUCAUUCGCUAGUCUUGGACUGGGAGGAUGGUCUCCUGUUGGGAUUGUACAGAACUGUAUGGAGUAUCUGCACAUCGGUUGUGAUCUACCAUGGUGGAUUUCCAUUGUCAUAGGGACAGCUGUGGUAAGAAUAUUGAUAUUUCCAAUAGUUAUUAUGUCACAGAGAAAUUCAGCAAAAAUGAGUAACAAUCUCCCACAGCUGCAGGUUCUACAACUAAAAAUGACUGAAGCCAGACAAACAGGGAACCAGUUGGAAGCGGCACGUUAUGCUCAAGAGCUGUCAUCAUUUAUGAAGGAGAAAGAUCUCAAUCCAUUCAAAAAUAUAGUUGUACCUCUGGCACAGGCACCCCUGUUUAUCUCAUUCUUCAUGGGGCUGAGGGGCAUGGCAAAUGUACCAGUGGAAAGCAUGAGGACAGGAGGGCUCUUCUGGUUCUCAGACCUAACUGUGCCAGACCAAUACUACCUGAUGCCUAUCAUCACAAGUUUCACAAUGUGGAUCACGAUUGAAGUUGGAACAGAUACGGCAAAACUCUCGGCAGCAAAUUUACAAACUAUGAAAUACGUUCUGCGUGCCAUGCCAGUUUUCAUCUUGCCGUUCACGGUCGGCUUUCCCGGGGCAAUACUGAUGUACUGGGUAUCGACAAACUUCAUAUCACUUGUGCAAGUGGGCUUCCUUAGAAUCCCUGCCGUGAGAGAAUUCUUCAAGAUUGAGAAGAUGGUGACUCACACUCCUGAUUCAUUGCCUGUCAAGCCAAAAGGCUUUGUUAAAGGACUUCAAGAGUCUUGGACCAAUAUGAAAAUUACAAAGGAACUGGAAGACAGGCACAGAUAUGACGAAUUACAGUUCCAAAGAGCGGGAAGAGGCCCGAUUCAAAAGACGUACAAAUAUGACCCAACCCAACCAAGAAGCAUAAACAGCACUGGCAAAGAUGCAAUCGCUGCCAAGAAGAGUGACAGAUAGGCAUAUGUACAGUCCGUUACCAUGUGCUGUUGUAGCUGCUGGAGCAUAUGACAGUAUUAUAUAGCUUUUCUAAUAUCCUUAAACAGAAUGUAUGUCGUCCGAACAAGAAAUGAUUGUAAAUGGUGGUACUGUAUCUAAUUCUUACGUAGUUGUACAUAAACAAAUACAUAAUCUACAUAUCAGU